Amphiprion ocellaris (clown anemonefish) is the source of this 3526-nucleotide messenger RNA. RefSeq names its product myeloid ecotropic viral integration site 3 (gene meis3). The record is from RefSeq and is a predicted model, not a curated record. NCBI's taxonomy places the organism in Eukaryota, Metazoa, Chordata, Actinopteri, Pomacentridae. The transcript has 14 exons. Gene Ontology annotation, molecular function: RNA polymerase II cis-regulatory region sequence-specific DNA binding; DNA-binding transcription activator activity, RNA polymerase II-specific. Gene Ontology annotation, biological process: positive regulation of cell population proliferation; embryonic pattern specification; positive regulation of transcription by RNA polymerase II. Bases 1123 to 2379 code for a protein of 418 amino acids.
CGGGGAGAAUGAGAGAAACUGGGGGGAAAGUUUGCAAGCAGGCUGCAAGAGCAGGUCGAUAAGGGUGGAUUUGCUCGGUGAGCGUGCCAGAAGAAAACAGGAGAGAUGGAGGGAUGGAGGGAGAAAAUUUAUGUCUAUGCGGCUAGACGACCCAGAAACUAGAGAGGCUCAGGCUCAUAAAAAUGCACUCUGCCCCCCCUACUUUUACCCCUGAUCUGUUUCUUUUCCCCAACCGCUGUUUCUGCCUUUACUCCCCUCCAUCACUCUCCUUCUUCCCUCUCUCGCUGAGGCAGGCGGGUGGAGGUCGUCUGAUGUUUUGGGUGGUUGUGUGUCGUUGCCAGAGGUCACGGCAGCCAUAUUUUCUUAAUGGCGGAGUCACCGAAGUCAACAAGGCUGGGUGGCCUUCUGAAGUCAUGUAAAACUAGACUUUUGUGGCUACAUGACUAAACUGGGGGCAGCAGCACUUUCUGGAGGUGGACGUUUUUCACCUUGCAGCUGAUGGAUUACCAUUUGAAAAGCGUCAACAGCUGGAAAUGUCAUAUUUAUGUCUGCAACAACAACAUCAUGCUGGGAGGAUCUACAGAGGACAGCAAGUCUGACAUGUUCACUUUAGAACUUCAUGAGAUUACAGGCAAAUCUGUUUCUAAUGCAAUGCAAAGGGAACACAGACACACAUUCUCACACAGCUCUACACACCCUCACAAGGACUUCUCUGCUUGUUCUUUCCUGUUUUCUAGCCCUCGGCAUCGCCUGCAGUGAGGCCCAACUUAAAAAAGAAGAACCUUGACACUGACCCUCCUGCACGCAAGCAAACAAGCCUCGGUGGGUGCAGAGGAGCGAGUGCUUGAGCCUUGACAGGGAGUGACAAAUAACUGCAGCAGUCCUGACAUGCAGAAUGGUCCCUCAGUGAACCUGCCUGACUGAUACUCAGCUCCGUGGUGCAGAAAAGCAGUCGGCUCUUUACAGAAGGAGGCAGAUACGGGAACCUGAAUUUACCUGGAAGUUAUGGGCAAGAAGCCACUUCUUCACUGACCCCAGAGACAGAGAGGAAGGGAGCACAGCUCGCUGGACUAGCCGAGCAGCGCAUCAUCAUCUCCGGGGUUGGACUGGCUGUCGAGGCGCAUGGAGAAGAGGUAUGAAGAGCUGGUGCACUACUCAGGGUCGGAGGGCAUGUCGGUGGGGGGGUACGGGGACGACAUCAGGGCGCUUCCUCCCCCACAGUACGGACCCACCGUCCCUGACUCCCUCAAACACCACAAAGACCAGAUCUAUGGUCACCCACUGUUUCCACUGCUGGCCUUAGUGUUUGAGAAGUGUGAGUUGGCCACCUGCUCCCCCCGAGACUCCACCUCCCUCUCAGCCACCUCCCACCUCCCCGGCAUGACCAACCACAGCGACGUCUGCUCCUCCGAGUCCUUCAACGACGACAUCGCCGCAUUCGCGAAGCAGAUUCGUUCCGAGAAACCCAUAUUUUCUUCCAAUCCUGAGCUGGACAACUUGAUGAUCCAGGCCAUACAGGUUCUUCGCUUUCAUUUACUGGAGUUAGAGAAGGUGCAUGACCUGUGUGACAACUUCUGCCAUCGCUACAUCACCUGUCUGAAGGGCAAAAUGCCCACAGACCUGGUCCUGGAUGACCGGGAGGGCGGCUCCAAGUCUGACAUGGAGGACUUCACUGGAUCCUGCACCAGUCUGUCAGAGCAGAACGUGUCAUGGUUACGGGAGCCAGAUGAAUGUGCUACUACUCCUCUGGGAACACCAGGCACCUGUGGCCUGCCUUCACACAGCACAGCAGACAACUGCAGUGAUGCAGGUGAUGGUCUUGAUGGAGGGAUGGCGUCUCCCAGCACAGGAGAAGAAGACGAGACCGACAGAGACAGAAGGAACAACAAGAAGAGAGGGAUCUUCCCCAAAGUGGCCACUAAUAUCAUGAGAGCGUGGCUCUUCCAGCACCUGUCGCACCCAUACCCGUCUGAGGAGCAGAAGAAGCAGCUGUCACAGGACACGGGACUGACCAUCCUACAGGUCAACAACUGGUUCAUCAACGCCAGGAGGAGAAUAGUCCAGCCGAUGAUUGACCAGUCAAAUCGCUCAGGUCAGGGGGGUCCCUACAGCCCAGAGGGAGCAGCUCUCGGGGGCUACGGGCUCGACGGACAGGCCCACCUCGGCCUUCGAACAGCAGGUCUCCAGGGAAUGUCCUCUCUGCAGGGCGACUACCCCGGCGCUCUGCUGUCCCAACCAGGCUACCCGCCCCACCCCGGACCGUCCCUCCACUCGUACCCGGGCCCUCACCCUCACCCCGCCAUGCUGCUGCACCCGCCACCACACGCACACCCCGCAGAGCCGCUCCUCGCCCAAGGACUGGACAUACAUGCACACUAGCCGCGGCGGGGAGACGGCGUGUGUGUUUGUGUGUGUGUGUGUGUGUGCGUGAGGGGGAAAUUACUGUAUGAAUGUGUGUCUUUGGUGGGAGGAUGUGUAUGCAUGUGCGUAUGUGCGUGUGUGUGUGCGUGUGUGUGUAUGUGUAACGACGCAUAUAGUACACUAUUUAAAGAAAAAAGACACAUUGCUCUGAAAGUUUACAUUCCCCACUGAAAGACACUGACCUCAAUGUAGCUGUUCCACUCAUUUACACACACACACACACACACACACACACACAUACCCACACAGACACACACACAUACCCACACAGACACACACACAGACAUAAACAUGACACACUCUUCAGUCUGGACCCACAGGUUUAAGCCAUACCUCUUUCAGAGUAGAAGUGCUUCCUCCUCUCCAAACGUCUCCACUGUGUCCUGUGGGUGAGACACAUGCUUUAAACUACACUUCCCAUCAUGCCUGCUGAACCACAGGAAGACGCCGGAUCGGACCGCAGAUCCAGAUGAGCAUUCAUCCACAGCACACGGACAUUACUGGAGUCGAUCCUGUGAACACGCCUUCUUCACUAGUCCCUGUCUUCCUGCACACGCUGACUGUCAAAGACUCACACACACACACACCGUCACACACACACUUUAUUUAAAGCUUUUUUUGAGUUUUUUCUUAUUCUAUUUUUAUAUUUAUGUGUGCCACUCCAGGCGGAUGCAGCUUCACGUGAGCUUGUUGAAAUGUUAGUGCUCUUCCUCAGCAUGAAGCUAAAACACUAUGAAUGACUUCCAGUCUGCCUCGCUCUCGUACCACUGACCUCCUUAAGACGCCAACAGGUGUCCGUUACCUUAGGAUCCUUCCUGCACACACGCAAACACACACACAUAGCAACGAACACGACACUGAAAGCCAUUUCUACACACACAUACAGACAUACAGACACACACACACACACACACACAAAGUUCUGUAAGCAUUUCUAGUACAUUGUUGUCUGUCACGGCGGUGUGUGAGAGGAGCUGCAGCCAAAGGACUCUUUAAACAUUCGGCUCCUUCUCCGCUCUGCUCGGACUGCUGACGUAUUUCUGAAUGAUGUUGAUGAUGAUGAUGAUGGGAAAUACAGUUAAAGUAUUAAAAUGUUUUUUUUGUA